Messenger RNA from Rhopalosiphum padi (bird cherry-oat aphid), 3459 nucleotides. Its product is annotated as aminopeptidase N-like. NCBI's taxonomy places the organism in Eukaryota, Metazoa, Arthropoda, Insecta, Hemiptera, Aphididae. Gene Ontology annotation, molecular function: peptide binding; zinc ion binding; metalloaminopeptidase activity. Gene Ontology annotation, biological process: peptide catabolic process; proteolysis. Gene Ontology annotation, cellular component: cytoplasm. The coding region runs from base 30 to 3074 and encodes 1014 amino acids. The transcript is spliced from 12 exons. The record is from RefSeq and is a predicted model, not a curated record.
CGUCGUCGGCGAUCAGUCGGGACUCGACGAUGGUCCGUUACGCGUUCGUUACGCUCGUGCUGUUCUUGGCCGCGGCGGUGCCGCGGCACCCACGCGACGUGGCCGGCCAGUCGAACGGCUUGUCCGCGUCGUACCACUCGAGCGUGGCCGACGGGCUCAAAGCCGCGGCCGUGGCCGGGUACGAGACGGUGGCCGCGGCGGCAGCGGCUGCGGCUGCGGCGGCGACGGACGACGGUUCGGCGGCGGCGGCCGUGUACAGGUUGCCGGCUGGCGUGACGCCCGUGUCGUACGAGCUGCGCGUGGACACCGACCUGGACAAGCUGUCGUACUCGGGCAGCGUGCAGAUCGCUAUCGUCUCGACGGUGACGCCCAAGCUGUGCCGGGUCGUGCUCAACGCCAAAGACGUCCGGGUGACGGCCGUCCGGGUGACCGACGUGGUGACGGGCGCACCGCUGACCGUCGGCGACUGGCGGCUGGCCGACGGCGACGAGCAGCUGAUCGUCACGGUCGGCGGCCGGUGCCUGAUAGCCGCCCGGCGCUACGCGGUCGCCGUCGACUUCCAAGCGCCGCUCCGGGACGACAUGUCCGGCUACUACAGGAGUUCGUACCUCGAGGGCAACGUCACCAAGUGGUUGGCCGUGACAAAAUUUGAACCCACGCACGCGAGAAAAGCGUUUCCAUGUUUCGACGAACCGGCGCUAAAAGCACCGUUCACGGUGUUCAUCAAAAGGCGGUCAGAUCAGAUAUCACUGUCCAAUAUGCCGUUGAUUAAUUCCACUAAAAUACAAAAUACAGACAUGUACUGGGAUCACUACAUGGAGACUCCGCCGAUAUCCACGUACUUGGUGGCGUUUUUCGUGGGCGAAUUUUAUGCCAUGAAAACGCGUAACAUCGGAAUAUACACGCACAAGCAUUACGUGAAGCAGGCCGAAUACAUUGCGGACAAAUCGCCUAAACUACUCGAAGCGAUGGAGAAAUUCACUGGAAUAGAUUACACGUUGCCCAAAUUGGAUUUGCUGGCGAUUCCGGAUUUCGCGGCAGGCGCGAUGGAGAAUUGGGGCUUGAACACAUACAGGGAAAGGCUGUUAUUGUUGUCAGAAGACUCCAAAACCAAAAUCAAAGAGUUUGUGACGACAGUCGUACAACAUGAACUCUCUCAUCAGUGGUUUGGAGACUUGGUGACGUGCGCGUGGUGGGACUAUUUGUGGCUAAACGAAGGUUUUGCAACGUUUUUCGAAUAUUUGGCAACUAAAACGGUUGAACCGGAUUGGCGGCUAGAGGACGUGUUUGUGUACGAAGUGCAUCAAGUGGCCUUGGACGCAGACCAAAGCCCGAUGCACCCAAUUUCCGGUUCCGUCGAGACCCCGGCACAGAUUCGGAGCAUGUUCGACGAAAUAUCUUAUGACAAAGCAGGGGCGGUGCUCCGGAUGUUACAGUACGCGGUGACCGAGGACCAUUUCAAAAAGGCGUUGAACCUGUAUCUGAAAGAGAACGAGUUUAAAGCGGCUACUCCUGAAAAUCUGUGGAAUGCGUUCGAAAACGUUCUCUACGAGGAGGAAUUUGAUUUGGGGACAGAUGUGACCGUCACCGAAUACAUGAGGUCUUGGACGGAACAACCCGGUUACCCGUUGGUCGAAAUCGCCAGAGACAACGACACGUUUGUCAUAACUCAGCAACGAUUUUUGGUUUAUGGUUCUAAUGUUAAUACCAACAAUAAUGUGACGGAAUGGAUUAUCGGUCUGACUUAUACGACGCAAAAUAGGAAGGAUUUCAACAGUGUUUUGCCCAAGAUUUGGCUGAAGCAAAACAAGACUGUUUUGACAGAUCCAGAAGGAACCGGAUGGUAUAUUUUCAAUUUACAGUCGAUAGGAUUUUUUAGAGUAAAUUACGAGGAAGAAAAUUGGAACGCGUUAAUAAGUCAGCUGCAUAACGAUUGCAAUGAAAUACACGUGUUGAAUAGGGCUCAGCUGAUAGACGACGCGUUUAAUUUGGCCAAAGGGAAUCGAAUGGAUUAUGCAGUGGUUUUAAAUUUGUCGGAAUAUCUGAAAAAUGAAAACGACCCAAUCCCGUGGUAUUCAGCUCAAAACGGAUUCGCGUAUUUGUUGGACCGCAUGAGACGUUGUCCGAAUGGUUACAAGAAACUGAAAACUUACGUGGGGCACUUGGCCGGAUUGAUAUACGCGAAAACCGAAGAUCUCGUCGUGAACCGCAACAGCACGGACCACACCGUCAACACGGGCUGGAACUCGUUCUCGAGUUGGGCGUGCAAGCUGGACAACGCGCAGUGCACGAAAUCGGCCUCGUCUUACUUCCAGAAAUGGCGUCGGGGUGAAAAUAUACCAGCCGAUAUCAGGGACGCGGCGUUUUGCGUCGGUGUGAAACACGGCGAUCCGGAAGUGUGGAAUAGCAUGCUGAACGUGUACGUCCGUUCCGAAUCGGCAUCCGAUCGUCAGUCCGCUCAGUUGGCGUUGGCUUGUUCCAGAGAUCGCGUUCAACUGUCAAAGUAUUUAGAAUUCAUGUUUGAUGGGUACAACGGCCCGAUUCUGCCACAAGACUUUAGAGUCAUAUACCGCACGUUGGCGUCGACGCCGCAGGGCAUCAGGGCGUUGAUCGAUUUCUUGACCACCAAACUCGAUCGGAUCGUAAACGAAACAAUCAACGGGGAACAAGUUGCCACGUCUAUAUACGCGCUAUUGGCUUCUAAGGUGGCUCGCAACGAAGAAAUACGCAAGAUUGACAGCCUGAGGAAAAACGCUUCGGUACCGGAACGUCUCCGGAAGCGAUUCGACGCGUCGUACCGGGAACAGGUGGACGACAACCUGGCGUGGUACGACGAGCACCAUUCGACCAUCGGCAAAUGGGCCGCGGCCACGGUGCUCAGGCUCGGAUUGUCGGACGACCCGACGCCAGGCAACUCCACCGACGACGACCCGUCCGAAACGUGGACCAGCGAAACGCCCAGCGGUGCCGUCGGCCUGUCGCUCGACGCGUCCUCGACCAUUUGGCGCGUGUUGUUCGCGUCGGCGGCGCUGUGGCUGUGCUCCUCGCGACGUCACCUGCCGUCGCCGCCGUAGUCGUCACCGCGGACGCUCGUCGACGACGUACCGACAGCGGCCGUUUCGUCCCGACGACGGUGUCGACCUUCUCCGGUAUUUAACGCGGACACUAUAAACAAUAAUAUCGGACUACGGCACGCGCAAACGUCACGUAGACCGACGAUAGAAUAAUACACUUUAGGUGUUGCGAGAGUAGUGAAUAUCGUUAAAAAAAAAAUUAUAUUUUAUAUAGUAAAAUGCCAUUUAUUUUAUACUUAACCACGAGUUGCUGUGAUUUGUUCACUUGUUGUCCGCAGUGAUAAUAUAUGUGUUGUGUUAGAUAAUCACGUUUUAUUGUUUGUACAAAAAAUUGACUUAUAAUAUACUUAUAUUUUUCUAAUAAAUAAUUAUAUAAAUAAUAGUA